This is a messenger RNA of Salmo salar (Atlantic salmon), 1919 nucleotides long. NCBI's taxonomy places the organism in Eukaryota, Metazoa, Chordata, Actinopteri, Salmoniformes, Salmonidae. The record is from RefSeq and is a predicted model, not a curated record.
UAUACUGUUGCAUGGUGCUCUUCGGAGAGGCGAAUUUCUUUACCGAAUGUGGUUAUUUAUAACCACUAAAACGUCUUCCCACUAAAGUAUCGAAUUUAAGUUAAAGGUAUAACGAUGAACGGUAAAUCGGCGAACGGCACAGCGGGCGGAACACUGGCCUUCAUUGAGGGUCUACCCCCACUGCCGAAGAGCCUAAGCGGCUUGCUGAAUUCAAGCGGCGGGUCUUGGAGAGAGAUGGAAAGGAUGUAUGCUAAGAAAACCAUGAUCCAAGACGACCUUAGUCGUGGGCGAAACAAUUCCGACAAUCUGCUUGCGAAUAAACCGGCCAACCUUGAUGCGGCUUUAGCACUCCUCCAAAAAGAAAUGGUGGGGUUGCGUCAGCAGGAUAUGUCUUUGCUGUGUCAGCUCUGGUCCCUCCACGAGUCAAUCCAGGAGUACAAGGGCAGCUGCCACGACCUCAGCGCCGGGCACGGGAUAGAGAAUGGCUACUUUGAUGAAGAUGAUGAAUACUACCAGGAGACGAGCACAACACCAACUGACCAACCGGAGGGAAGUGAGGCGACAUCUCCCAAAAACGGGACUAGCAAGGACUCCUGGCUAGGAGACUCUUUCCACAUCACCAUCUGAGAGACUCAAGAGCUGAGCUCCUCGACUCCACACGUUUGAGGCAAUAUGCUUUUUUUAAUAAAAGAGCUGUGCCAUGCAUUGUUUUGCUGGCUUAUAGUACUUUUUCAGCAGACCUUUUCAUACAAAUAUAUAAACAAAAGGUUCAUUAUUUAUUAUAAAUUAUAUGGUCUUUUCUCUUACUAUGGACAUUUUGAGUUCAGUUUUUUUUAAAUGACUUGUUGUGAGUACUUCCAAGCUCUGUCAACACCAUGUUUACAGGGUUGAAAUCCCAGAGACUGGGAAGGUCUUAAUUAGCAAAAGGGAUGGGAUACCUGUCCCUGCAAUCAGUGAGUGAGGAAAUCAACUUUUAGAUGGCAUGUAGUGGCAAUGUUGACUGUUAUGGAUUUGUGGUCUGGGGAAUAGGCUAGAGAAAUGUGAAAAAGUAUUAAAAUGCUGGAAACGCUUGCUUCUGGAAUGGUUUUAUACUGGGGUAAGUAAGCAUGUGCUUCUUUGAAGCCCUAUGGUGUGCUUAAUUUCAUAUUGUGCUGUGGCUCUUCAUACCUUUUCAGUUAACAGUUCUUCAAUGACACUAGAUUGUCGACUUAAGUACAGUUAUCACCAUUGUUUUCAUUUAACAAAGCAAGACAGGGAACUCAUGAAUUCAUAUAUUGACCCCACUAGGACAUGCAUUUAGUGCACGUAUGGCAAUUGUGUCCAUUACGGUGUUCUGUAGCCAACUGACACCAAGUCUGCACUCGCAACAUUUAGCUGCAUAGACUGCUCAUCAAAAUAAUAUAGGCUAGGAAGUUAAUUCUAGAAGUGAAAUUUUGCUUUUGUAUCCAGACUUUUUUUGUUGUGUAAACUGGUCCACAAUUCAUGUGUUUGUGGUACACAAACCAAAGAGUAUAAUUGACGCACCUGGGCUGAAUUGUAAUAGUUUUAGGAAUGAUACUGUGCAAUGUUCUUCUAGAUGCUGCUAGUCAGUUUUAUUUUUCUCCAAUGUUACACAACAUAAUGAAUGUUUUGUAGUACAGGAGGUUGAUCUGUUUAGACAUGAUUUCUUGACUAUGAUUAAUGCCAUUUGACAAUAUACACACCAGAGGAUGACUGGAGGUAAGCUACAGCAAGUUUUCAAAAGGGGGAGUUAAAAGAAAAUGUCCUCGGUAACUCCUAUGCCUCAAUGUGUUAUGUACUGAAUUUUCUACCUCCAGCUUCACCGUAAAUGUAUAUAUUGCUGCCACCAGCCCCACAUUGAAAGUCAGUAUUACAGGAUAGAAGUCUCUUAUUUUUCUGCAUCACACUAAACAGAAAUC